Messenger RNA from Puntigrus tetrazona (Sumatra barb), 2021 nucleotides. RefSeq names its product WD repeat domain 12 (gene wdr12). Bases 117 to 1385 code for a protein of 422 amino acids. Gene Ontology annotation, biological process: maturation of LSU-rRNA from tricistronic rRNA transcript (SSU-rRNA, 5.8S rRNA, LSU-rRNA); maturation of 5.8S rRNA from tricistronic rRNA transcript (SSU-rRNA, 5.8S rRNA, LSU-rRNA); ribosome biogenesis. The transcript is spliced from 13 exons. The record is from RefSeq and is a predicted model, not a curated record. Gene Ontology annotation, cellular component: preribosome, large subunit precursor; PeBoW complex. Lineage: Eukaryota; Metazoa; Chordata; Actinopteri; Cypriniformes; Cyprinidae. Gene Ontology annotation, molecular function: protein binding.
UGCCGUGUCUUCAUGCGCACGCAUUGGGAACCACAUGGUGGCAAAGUGGCUCCGUAGAGUGAAGUUCGCCAGUAAUCAGAUGUGUUUUCUGAAUAGUUACAGUCUAAUAAGAUAAAAUGUCGCAGGUACAGGCGCGGUUCUUCACCGAAAACAAAAAGUAUCUGAUAGAUGAUGUCCCGUUCUCCAUCCCUGCUGCCUCGGAGGUGGCGGACCUCAGCGGGGUAAUCAACAAACUGCUGGAAGCUAGGAACGAUGGACACAAACAUGUUGAGUUUGAUUUCCUGGUUAAGGGUCAGUUUCUCCGCUCUUCACUGGCCAAUCACAUGGAGACAGAGAACAUCUCAACGGAAGAAGUGGUGGAAAUCGAAUAUGUUGAGAAGUUCACGGCCCCACAGCCAGAGGAGUGCAUCAUGCACGAUGACUGGAUCAGCUCAGUGGAAGCAGAUUCUGAAUGGAUCCUUACAGGCUCUUACGAUAAGACUGCACGGAUUUGGUCUAUGGAAGGGAAGGCGGUGAUGACCGUGGCUGGACACACUGAUGUUGUGAAGGAUGUAGCCUGGGUGAAGAGAGACGGUCUGAGCUCUCUGCUCUUGACCGCAUCUCUGGAUCAAACGAUCAUGUUAUGGGAGUGGAAUUCUGAACGGAACAAAGUGAAGGCCCGACACUGUUGCCGUGGACACGCAGGAAGUGUAGACACAGUUUCCGUCGACCCCACUAGGACGAAGUUUUGCAGUGGCUCAUGGGACAAAAUGCUUAAGAUAUGGUCAGCAGUGCCAACAGAGGAAGAGGAUGAGAUGGAGGAACCCAACAGACCGCGUAAAAAACAGAAAACGGAGCAGAUGGGGCUCACGCGGACUCCCCUCAUGACUUUCUCUGGUCAUAAUGAGGCAGUGUCCUCUGUGCUCUGGACGGACGCUGAGGAGUUGUGCAGUGCAUCAUGGGAUCACACCAUCCGUCUAUGGGAUGCAGAGACUGGUGGACCGAAGGGUACAAUAACAGGCAGUAAGGUUUUCAACUGUAUCUCAUACUCUCCUCUGUGUCGCCGUCUGGCCUCGGGCAGCACAGACAGACAUGUGCGUCUAUGGGACCCAAGAUCUAAAGACGGCUCUCUAGUUCUCCUGUCUCUAACGUCCCAUAACGGUUGGGUGACGGCGGUCAGGUGGGCUCCAUCUCACGAGCAUCAGCUUGUUUCAGGAUCUCUAGAUAAUGUGGUCAAACUCUGGGACAUAAGGAGCUGUAAAGCACCACUCUAUGAUCUAGCUGCCCACGAAGACAAAGUAAUGUGUGUUGACUGGACAGAGAAUGGGCUGAUUUUGAGUGGAGGAGCAGAUAACAAACUCUACACAUACAGAUACUCGGCAUAUGUCUCGGAUGCAGGAGCGUAAAACACUCCGGUGUUAGUUGUCGUUUUACUUCAGGAUCGCCAUGGGAACAUAAACAACAACAUCUUCUGCUGUAUAACCAACAAAAUAUGACAUUGGAAACCAGCUACAAGCAUACAACAAAACCUCACAGCCUUACAAGAAACAAACGCAUUUCUGUGCAAAUCAUGCGUGAAACCAUUCGUACAUUGUCACAUUAAGUUCAGUGGGCGCUUUGCAUGAAUGGUUUUAAGAAUAAUUUGUUCUAAUUCGAUAAGCUUCUGUUCACUGAAUCAGGCCUCGUUCAAUGUGACAAUUUACACGAAGGCCUCGCCAAUGAUUUACACACAAAUCAAUAAGUUCUGCUCAUGUUUUAUAAGAAAGGAACAGUCUUGUGUUUUUGUUCACAGUGGUAUUUAGUGUUUAAUGCUCAAUACGUCGUCACGUGUCAGGUUUACUCCGCUGCCUUUUCAUAACAAAUCUAAGUUUGUUAAAUUGCUGGUUACUCGUGUGGUAAAUUGUGAAGUGUUCUGUAGUUUUAAUAACUUUGAAUUUGAAAUGAAUAUAUUUUCAGUGUUCCUGUCACUAAAUAUACUAUUCCAGAUAUUGUUGAUCUUUGGAUUGUAUUGAAGUGUAAUAAAUUCUAAAUUACAGUUAAAA